Branchiostoma floridae (Florida lancelet) is the source of this 1690-nucleotide messenger RNA. Its product is annotated as ADP-ribosylation factor-like protein 3. Lineage: Eukaryota; Metazoa; Chordata; Leptocardii; Amphioxiformes; Branchiostomatidae. The transcript has 4 exons. Gene Ontology annotation, molecular function: GTPase activity; GTP binding. Bases 191 to 898 code for a protein of 235 amino acids. The record is from RefSeq and is a predicted model, not a curated record.
CCAAUCUGGUGUUUUUGGCUUUCAAAUUCAAGAUGGCUGUCACAGAGAUCUAGAGAUCCUCUAGUCAGACGCCCAGUGGUAACGAUAGAGCGAUCUGCAAGGUCUUACAGAUUUCUCUACAUCAGAAUACUCUUCCCCGACCUACGUCACGGAGUUUUAACCCUAGCAGGUUUAGCUAAGUUGAGCCACGAUGCCUGUGAAUAACGGACUUGUUGGUUUGUGGGAGGGGGGCAUGUGGCGGAAGGUGGCGGUGCUGGUGGGGUCUGCCACCGCUGCUGUAGCGCUGCUGGUGCUGGUGGAGCGGUACCUGAGGCGGCGGCGCGGCGGCUGGACGGACGUGCAGGACGAGGGCAUAGAGAUGGACAUGGUGGAGGAAGAGUCAGACGAAAAGCGUAUCGUGGUCCUGGGGCUAGACGGGGUCGGAAAGAGCAGCUUCCUGGCCUGUAUCGCCAACCAGGACUGUCGGCAGACCAUGAAGCCUACAGAAGGGUUCAAUGUCAUGUGCAUCCAGACAAGACAAACGUCACUCAACAUAUGGGAAAUUGGUGGUACAGAAAAUGUGCGCUCCUACUGGGCCAACUUCCUGCCCAACACGGACGUGCUGGUGUUUGUGGUAGACUCCACAGACAAAGGUCGGCUGCCGCUCGCUAAGGAGGAGCUUCACAAGGUUCUGGCACACCCAGCUCUGAAGGGUGUUCCACUACUGGUGCUGGCUAACAAACAGGAUGUGUCCGGUGCCCUGAGUGUGGAGCAGGUUGGCUCAGCUCUGGACCUCGGGUCCUGCCGUUCCAACAGAGCUGCCCACAUCCUGCCAACAGAGGUGCCGCCAGGCCUCCCCACCAAGACAGACAGCACAAAAAAGGCAGAGGAAAUGCUGUCAACUCUGUCUAGGAGCUGAUGUAGUUAACUUAAAGAUCACCCUUACGGCGCGGUCACUUACAUGUAGGUCGUGCGAUCGUUGUACGAUUUGGAAGCCAUAGGAUUUUCAAGCAGGGCAUGACGGAACCAACCACUGACAUGGAUCCAAAACAGCAUUUUGUGAACCAAAACAGUUGAACUUUGCAGGUGACGUACAUUUUGGUCCUCAAAAAUGCCCGAAGUUAGUGAUCGUACAACGAUCGCACGACCUAUAUGUGACCGCGCCCUUACAUAGGCAUUGAUGGCUAUGCAUCUAUCUUGCAGUGCUGUCAGAAGGCCUGGGAGUAUAUAGGGAAUAGGGAGUGGUCAGCGAACAGUAGUUGCAAUAUGCAACUUACGUCUUCAGCACACUUUAGAGCAUUUUCACAUGACGUGCUGACUUUGUCUGCUGACAUGCUGGUGUCUCUAUUUGCAUAUGGGGUGUCGUAGCUCACUCAAUUGCUUGGAACAUUGAAAUAUCUUGGAGCAUUGAAAUAUCUUGGAACAUUGAAAUAUCUUGGAACAUUGAAAUAUCUUGGAACAUUGAAAUAUCUUGGAACAUUGAAAUAUCUUCUGAUCCUUUCAACAACUACUAUUGUAAAUGCAGAAAUAUGUUUGCGGCUUUCGUGGUGGUCGCUUUACAUGCAAACGCAAAACCGACGCAACAAUUUUCCAUUACGGUGUGUGGCUACAUUAUAUCAUUAUGAGUAGCCAAAUCCCUUGGCAAAUAUUCUCCCCAUAGCCAGUGUAGUUAGUCUGGUAAAGACGAAACGGCUACAAUAGAGAAUACCCA